CUCACUCUUUCUCUUUCUCUCACCCUACAGCUUCUUGUCAAUCCUUGACUAUACUCAUCGUCGUUCUUUUGAUAUAUAUAUAUACCCAUCAUGGACAUCGACAACGCUGUUGAGACGAUCGUUGAAGAGAUGAUCCCUACUACUACAGCAUCCUUUUCCGCACAGACCUUGGUCGUUUCCUACCCUUCCAACUCGUCUUCAAUAGAUUUAGAUUUUUCCUCCUCCUCCUCAUCAUCAUCAUCAUCUUCUUCUUCUUCCUCAUCUUCUCCUUCUCUACCCAUUUCUUCACCUUACUCUGUAUCAUCAACCACUUCUUAUUCUCUAUACGAAUCUUCCUCUUCUCCCUCGGCAUCACCCAAUGUCAACUACGAACAAUUCUCCAACACGUCCUAUCCCCUUCAAUCGUCAACGUAUGACCCUUAUAUCUCGUACAACUCUUCUUCUCCAGCAGAAUGGCAAUACACCGGGUCUUCCAACGUAUCACAUUCUACACUUCGUAUUGUCCUCCUCGCCGUUCCUAUCACCGUAGGGGUCAUCAUUCUCUUCGCUUUGUUAUGGUAUUGUAGACGAAGACGACGUUCCAAACGACGUCUCAAUACCCCACAUGAUAUCAAUGGCGAUGGUCCCACAAACGAAACUUCAACAAGACCGAUGAUGCGUGUGACACCUACCGACUUGGAGAAUAUAAUCACAGUACAACCUCCCCCUCUUCCUCCACGUCCUCUAGUAACGUACACUGCUCAUCAAUUUCAUAGAAACUCAAUGACAUAUACAACAGCGACAACGGAUUCCGAAGGUGAUAUGAUAGCCAACGAUGGAUCAACUAUGACUAGAACAUUAUCAACUAUAAGUGUAGGAGAUUCGGAUAUUUCAAAUGACACACCUGAUCAUCCUGGUUAUACUUUACCAUCAAGGAAUCUUACGAAUAGAAGUACUAUCCCUUCUUUGACAACUGGUACAACAUGGUCAACUUCUUCCCCUCAUUCACCUUUUACUCCGAAUACCAAUACUUCUUUUACACAUUCAUCGAUAUCUCCUUUCACCGUUGAUCCUCAUCUUCAUCAACAGCAAUAUUCUCAUUUAGAUCAAAGACAUAAUAAUCCUUUUAUCAACACUCAAUCUUCCUCCACUCACACUCACAAUCAACAUCCACAUCAACAUGGUUAUCACACGCAAACUCAAACUCAAACUCACAAUCCAUUCCUCGACCCUCGUCCUCUUAACAUUCACAAUCCUUCUUCACGCCAACCUCCUAACAUACCCCCUCCUCCUAUAUCACACUCUGGACCAUCUAGACCCAGUGAAAUGCUGAGAAGAGGAAACAGUAUCAUAUCAGAUACAUCCUACGAUUCAUACGAUACCGAACGUUCAUGGAUCCCAGGAGAUGAUACACAUACACGUUUGAAUAGAGGAGUGACCAUUGUUCGACAUCAAGAUUCGAAUUCAAAUCCUAGUUCUGCUUUUGGUAUCGGAACAAAUUCGCACGGACGUAACUUGCGUGUGGAGAGAUCAGGAGGAAAAAGAAUUGUGCAUCUUCCACCGACCUAUGGAGAAUUAUAUGGUGAUUGA
Tremella mesenterica DSM 1558 is the source of this 1569-nucleotide messenger RNA. RefSeq lists its product as uncharacterized. The record is from RefSeq and is a predicted model, not a curated record. The transcript has 2 exons. The coding region runs from base 91 to 1569 and encodes 492 amino acids. NCBI's taxonomy places the organism in Eukaryota, Fungi, Basidiomycota, Tremellomycetes, Tremellales, Tremellaceae.